UUGACUUACAUAACAUGAUAUUCGAUGCUCAUUGGUUCAUAUGAUUUUACACUAUGCAUAUGCAUCUAUCCAAUUUCGUGGGCGAUGACUCUAAUAAAGAAACGCAAUGGCAGUGACGCGUGAUUUUCGAAUCGUAGCUCCGUACGAAUUUUUAUUUUAUCUUUCAGUCGCGAUAUAAUAAAGUGCGUGUCUGAUUAAUGUCGGGAGUGCCGUACAAAAUGCCGCGCGAUCGUCGUAUCCUGAUUAAUGUGGGCACGAUUGUAAUUAAUCGUACUUUCGCGAAUAAGGGUGUCACGAAGGAGCAGCAAAGGAUGAACAAGAGAAGAGAAUCAAGGCCAGACUGUAGGACCUUGGUAGAUGAAGCAACCAUCGGUGUAGCCAUAUCGUCGAAUGCUGAAUGAUUAAUUCCAAUGAUAUGCUAUUUUCAUAAUGAGAGAUGUUAUUCAGUGAUAGUGAUUCGAGCUGUUUACAUAAUGUCAAUUUGAUGAUCUAGCGAUAAACCGUUACCUCGGCUUUCAGUAGCCAAGUAAGCAGCAGUGAGUAAGAAAUUAUUUCUUCGUGCAGUAAACUCAAAUAAAAUAUGUUUGUUGAUUUUCCUGUGUAGAAUCUGUUGUUCUUGGAAGAACUAAUUACUGUUAAAAAAACAAACUGAAAAUAAUGGCCCAAUGGUAUGGGAGAGAUAAGUGCAACGAUUAUGUUAAGCGAAGAUUGCCGGUUCUUACUUGGUUGCCACGGUAUCAAUCCACGUGGAUCUUGCAAGAUGCAUUGGCCGGCAUCACGGUUGGUCUCACUGCUGUACCUCAGGGCAUCGCUUACGGUAUCGUCGCCGGUUUAGGUGCUGAGUAUGGACUGUACGCAGCAUUUAUGGCAUCAUUUAUAUAUAUCAUUUUUGGUUCUUGCGAAAAUAUUACUAUUGGUCCGACAGCCAUAAUGGCUACCAUGAUUCAACCGUUAGUUAAAAAAUACGGUGCUGAUAUAGCUAUACUAAUCACCUUUCUAAAAGGAUGUAUUAUUGCGCUUCUAGGAAUUUUUCAUUUAGGAUUUCUAUUGGAUUUCGUAUCACUUCCGGUGAUCACUGGCUUUACUUCAGCCGCAGCGAUCAACAUCGCAUCCUCGCAAUUUAAAUCCCUUUUGGGCAUUCCUGGUAAAAGUGAAAGUUUUUUGGAUUCUCUGAUAGUGAUAUUUAAAAACCUCUAUCAGAUUCGAUAUCAAGAUACUUUGUUAGGCAUUGCAACAAUCAUUGUGCUAGUGUUGCUCAAGAAUAUACCAGGACGGCGUAUAGGAACAACUUUUCAAAAAAUAGGAUGGCUCCUUGCUUUGUCUCGCAAUGCAUUAGUCGUAAUUAUAGGCACUGUUAUGGCGUAUAUUUUUUAUAUUAACAAUCAAAAUCCUUUCAAAUUAACGGGUUCGAUGGGUCAGGGUUUACCACCGUUCGCUCCUCCACCAUUUUCUACCACAUUUCAAAAUAGUACAUAUAAUUUUUUGGAAAUGUCCACCGCAAUGGGAACAACAUUGUUUACGAUACCAAUCAUAUCGACCAUUGAGCAUAUGGCCAUUGCAAAAGCUUUUAGAAAGGGCAAACCUUUAGAUGCUACGCAGGAGAUGAUCGCCCUAGGAAUUUGCAAUAUUUUCGGAUCGUUUGUCCGUUCGAUGCCAGUUACAGGAUCUUUCACACGAACGGCCGUCAAUGAUGCAUCGGGUGUCAAAACUCCAUUGGGAGGAAUAUUUACAGGCGGUCUGGUAUUGCUCGCGGUUAGUUUAUUGACUUCUACUUUCUACUUUAUACCAAAGGCGACGCUCGCCGGCCUCAUCAUAUGUGCCAUGUACUACAUGCUUGAUUUUCCGACAUACGUUUUACUAUGGCGUGCCAAAAAGAUCGAUUUCUUUGUGAUGAUGCUGACAUUAAUUCCAUGUGUUUUUCUUGGUUUGGAGUAUGGUAUCUUAAUUGGCAUCGUUGUCAAUCUUAUAGCUUUAUUAUAUUACUCAGCGCGACCUAUCAUUGAGAUGAAAAUUGAACAGAUUGAUGGGGAAACCGUAAUAGUUGUAAUACCCGAAGAGGCGGUAGCUUUUCCAGCGGCAGAACGACUGCGUGCUAACAUAAUGAGGCUUUCUGGAGAGAGUGAAUGCAAUGUGAUACUUGAUUGUAAGAAUCUGAAGAGGAUCGAUGUUACGGUUGCUAAGAUUAUCAAGCUUCUAGCAAAGGACCUUUCGGUACGUGGACAAAGCAUUGUUUGCAGUAAUUGCUGCGAAAGUGUGAAUGCCACUUUGAAGAUCGUAACGCCGGAACUAUUAAACUUCGAGGGAAAAAGGACUAUCUGAGAAAAAAUCACCUAUCUGUAGGCAUUACACGAUUUUUACAAAUAUGGAUAUGACUGCAUUUAGAUGUCUAUGAUGUGAGGCUAAUAAAUAAUAUCGUACAGGAAUCCUCUUUCAUUAUGCAAUGGACCCUCCUUCUUGGUUACACCUCGAUGCAAGGUUGACUUUGAAUGAUUGAAUGAUUGAUCGACGCCGACUGACGUGGCUGACGUACUUGGUUGAUUUGUAAAAAUAUUGCUCAUACUGGGUACACUCAUUUGAUUUAUCG
Molecule: messenger RNA, 2584 nt
Organism: Camponotus floridanus (Florida carpenter ant)
Lineage: Eukaryota; Metazoa; Arthropoda; Insecta; Hymenoptera; Formicidae
Product: sodium-independent sulfate anion transporter
Exons: 14
Coding region: 658-2319 (553 amino acids)
Biological process (GO): transmembrane transport
Cellular component (GO): membrane
Molecular function (GO): sulfate transmembrane transporter activity
Source: RefSeq, a predicted model, not a curated record